AUGUUCUCGUUCAAGAUGUUGCUGCUGGCAGUGUUGCCGGUUAUUCUCCUACUAGGUGUGCAGAAGACAGAUGGUUAUUCUGUGUCGUCGGGGCUUAUUGCGCAAUUCCAGAUUGCGGCUUCGCCAUGGAUUCCGGAGCCGCUGCGAGACUUUGUUAUCUCGAGGCCGAGAGUUACUGUUAAGCAGGGAACGGUGGUUGGUGUGACUUUGCGGGAUACGCUUAAGAAUCCGGUUGAUGCUUUUCGCGGUAUUCCGUAUGCUCUUCCUCCAGUGGGAGAGAGACGAUUUCGUCCUCCAGUCGCAGUUGGGAGGUCAGACGAUGUUUUGGAUGCGAGUCAGCUCGGUGCGAGAUGCCCUGGAAAGCAACUACUGAAAUUCGGCGGCGAUAGUCGCUCCAGCGAGGACUGCCUCACCGUCAACGUAUUCCGACCUCAUGAAACAAACGGGAAGAAACUCCCUGUCGCCAUCUACGUGCACGGUGGUGCCUACAAUCGGGGAACUUCAUCGAUGCACAAUACGGCUUCGAUGGUGGGGUGGUCCGGGGAGCCUUUUGUGGGAGUUAGCUUCAACUAUCGUGUCGGUGCCCUUGGUUUCCUCCCGUCAACCGUUACUGCCGACGAAGGCGUGUUGAACCUCGGACUUCAUGACCAAAUACUGCUGUUUCAAUGGGUGCAAGAAAACAUCGAGGCAUUCGGUGGUGAUCCAUCGCAAGUGACGCUGUUUGGACUGUCCGCUGGAGCGCAUUCGAUCGCGCAUCAUAUCAUGAACCUCGACACACAAGGACUUUUCCACCGCGCAAUUAUCGAAUCUGGAUCAGUCACCUCGCGUGCCGUACAUCCCUACAAUGCACGUCUACACGAGCAACAAUUCGACGAAUUCGUCCAAGAAGCCGGAUGCGCGGACCGUCCUGCCUCGGAGAUAAUGACCUGCCUUCGCAGUCAACCGUCAGAAGCCAUAACCAACGCCUCAUUCACCAUCUUCGACCGAUACAAUCCCAGUGUCCGCUGGGCCUUCCAGCCCGUUAUCGACGAUGAUCUCAUCAAACAACGACCCAUCGAUGCCUGGCACUCUGGGAAGUGGAACCGCAUGCCUAUCCUGACCGGCUUCAACACCAAUGAAGGGACAUAUUACGUCCCAGCGUCGAUGGAAACGUCUGCAGAAUUCACAUUCUUUUUCCAAGCUCUCCUCCCCGCGUACACUGAGAAAGACAUCCAAACAAUCAACAGACUAUACCCCGAUCCAGCACUCGACAUUUCCUCCAUCUACGCCGAGACAAGGAAUAUCUCCGUCGGAGCGCAGUAUAAACGCGUCGAAGCCGCAUACGGACACUACGCAUACGCAUGUCCAGUUAGACAAACAGCAACGCUCGCCUCAACUGGCCAGGAGGAACCGAUAUUCCUUUACCGCUGGGCACUGAACAAAACAGUCCAGGGCGGCGCCAACCACGGCGACCAAAUGGCAUACGAGACGUUUAACUCGGAGGUUCGUGAGAUAUCCGAAUCUCAAGAAGAAGUCGCUGGGAUGCUGCAUGCAUACUUCACCUCGUUUAUAGUCCGGGGUGAUCCGAAUGCGAUUGGCGGGGGAUACGCACAUCGGCCGGUAUGGGAGGCAUACGAUGCAUCGAAAAAAUCAGGAAAGAGAAUCAUGAUCUUCGGCGAGGGAAAUGAUGAACGCGCUGGAGGCGAGGGCAAAGGCGUUGCGGCGACAAUGGCCGGGGAUGAAUGGAGUCGGAGAGAAUGCGAUUUCUGGUGGACGAAGAGUGGGAUUGAGGAUGAGUCAUAA
Molecule: messenger RNA, 1782 nt
Organism: Aspergillus glaucus CBS 516.65
Lineage: Eukaryota; Fungi; Ascomycota; Eurotiomycetes; Eurotiales; Aspergillaceae
Product: putative extracellular lipase
Exons: 5
Coding region: 1-1782 (593 amino acids)
Source: RefSeq, a predicted model, not a curated record